Messenger RNA from Cladocopium goreaui, 1619 nucleotides. The record is from the annotation of a GenBank genome assembly. NCBI's taxonomy places the organism in Eukaryota, Dinophyceae, Suessiales, Symbiodiniaceae.
GAGGAUCGCUGUUGCUUGUAUCUUGUGAUGGAGCUUUGUGAAGGUGGAGAACUUUUUGACCGUUUGGUGGAAGAAAAGUACCUGACAGAACCCACCGUAAGAAAAGUUAUGAAGCAGGUGUUUUCGUCCAUCGCAUAUUGUCACACAAAAGACGUAGUUCAUCGUGAUUUGAAACCUGAGAACUACAUCCUUCUUUCAAAGUGCAAAGCUGUGGAUCAAACACCAGUGAAACUCAUUGACUUCGGUUUGGCAAAUCGCUGUGAAGAAUCACAGCAACUACAUACAGCUGUGGGCACCUCGUACUAUGUUGCUCCUGAAGUGCUGAAUCAGAAGUACGGAAAGAGCGUCGACGUCUGGAGCUGCGGGGUACUCAUGUAUUGCCUGCAUUGCGGGUCGCCGCCCUUCUUCGGCAAGACGGACAUCGAGGUUUUAAAGAAAGUGAAAAGAGGUCAUUACAGUAUGGGGGGCAGCAUCUGGUCGUCAGUCUCAGCAUUGGCGAAAGAUUUGAUCCGUGGAUGUUUGGAGAUGGAUCCAGCCAAGCGGCUCACAUCUAUGCAGGCCUUGAACCAUGGAUGGUUUCAGGUUCACAAUAGCACAGCCCUCUUGGACGCAAAGGUCCUUGGAAAUCUCCGCAAUUUCAGCGUGGCAAACCGAUUUCAAAAGGCUGCCAUGACUGCGGUAGCAUACCAGCUCACUACGGAGGAGCAAGCAGAACUGCGAGAAGUAUUCACGAAACUUGAUGCCAACAGCGAUGGCUAUUUGAGCUUUCAGGAGAUCAAGCAAGGGAUGGAAUGUCAGCUCAACGAAGCACACUUCCCGAAUCUCUCCGAGAUUUUGGCGAGCAUGGACACCAAUAAUGACGGCAAGAUCGAGUACACAGAGUUCAUAGCUGCAGCAAUGGACCACCGCCUACAACGCAACGAGUCUCUUUGUUGGCGUGCCUUCAAAGCGUUCGACAAGGAUGACGACGGCAAAAUCACUCUCUCAGAGUUAAAGCAAGUGCUGAAAGAUGAUGAACUUCAACAAGAGGUGCCUAGCAGCAGAAGUUCCAGUUUCUACUUUGAUGCCAUGGACACUGAUGGAAAUGGCGAGGUGUCCUUUGAAGAGUUUAUGGAUAUGUUGUAUUCGCAGAGCUCCCCGCAGAACCGCAAAGCGAAAUCAACGAACUUGGAAGUGCUUGUGACUUCGAUCGACUCAGACACUCCACAGUAGUUACUGCAGCAAUUGCUGCAGCUCACGAGUGCAGAGGUACAGAUCCAGCAGGUGUCGUGCAUUGUCUUGUCAGAGAUCCUGAAAGCUGCAAAGACAUCUGACACAUGGAAACUUGUGAGUUGUAACAUCUUGUAACAGUUAAAUGGAAAGUUCCCUAAUUUGUUCCGAUCAGGAAGAAACGCUGAAGUGGUCAUAGUGCAUGAUCUUUGAGACUGCUGAAUUCUUUUCGCUGAGAAGAUUGUCAGCGUGUGGAAGCAUCUUUUGUGCAGUUGUUUGCAGCAAGGAAUGGUACAUGAAAGACUCAACUCCCUGAUCCCUGCCACCCGUCGCCACUGCAUAUCGUUUCGUCAGGCAAGAAGUUUCUUCACACUGCGGAUUGCAAAGCUGAUGAGGAAAAUAGGCAAAAA